Eurytemora carolleeae is the source of this 3670-nucleotide messenger RNA. RefSeq names its product zinc finger protein 142. Lineage: Eukaryota; Metazoa; Arthropoda; Copepoda; Calanoida; Temoridae. Gene Ontology annotation, biological process: regulation of gene expression. The record is from RefSeq and is a predicted model, not a curated record. Bases 116 to 2719 code for a protein of 867 amino acids. The transcript is spliced from 13 exons. Gene Ontology annotation, cellular component: nucleus.
UCAGAAAAAUGGUAAACUAAUUUGGACAGGAAGGGGUUUAUGCCGGAAAUUGAAAUGUAGGAUGAAAAUUUCCCCCGGAAAUGGCCGAUUGUAGAGAAAUCGGCGAGAAAUAAGAAUGGACGACAGGACGGACGAAUCAGGGUUAGUGGAGGAGAAUAUGGAUCCCCGUUUAGUUGCAUCCUCCCUGGAGGUAAAGCUUGAACCUGUACCCGAGGGUCUCCUGAGUUCCCAGAUCUAUCCUGGGAUCCAACCUUACUCCGGGUCCCAACCCUACCCAGUAGGUUUAGACUUUAGUGGAUCCAUCCCAUACAUACCUCCACCUCCACUGACGGACGGUGUUAAGGAUGAAGGAUUAGAAUCUGGAGCUCAGGGUUCUAAUGGAGACUACGGAGCUAAACUUGAACCUGGAGAUUCAGAAGAGAAAGGUGGAGGUACCAAGAAGUUUAAACACAAGAUCGGAGAAUUCAACUGUCCGGAUUGUGAAUAUUCUGCGAAACGAAAUGACAAGUUGAAACUACACAUUCAAACCAAACACGAAGGACUCAGGUUUCCAUGUGAGUAUUGUGAGUAUGCUGCACUCCGACCCGAUAAACUGCGAGAUCACAGAAGAAAAAAGCACGGGAUAGAAACCACAUAUCCAUGUGAUGUUUGUGAGUUUGUGGGAGAAAAUUACAGAAGUUUGCAGAUACACUUGAAGGAGCAUCCUGCGAAAACGGGGAUUUAUGGAUGUGACUCCUGCAACUUCACAACAAACCGUCCUUUCAAGCUACAGGAGCAUAUAGAGAAAAAGCAUCAGAUGAGAGUUCUAAAUUGCACUGAGUGUGAUUUUGUGGCAGAAACUGGACAGAACUUGAUAGAGCACAAGGAGGUGAUUCACAAAAUAAAGCAAUAUCCCUGCGAUGAUUGUGAUUAUGUUGCCAAAAGACCGGAUCAUCUGAAGAAUCACCAACGAAGAAUUCACGGAAAAGUGAUUACAACAACCUGGAGGCGUGGAGGAGGAGGGGGAGGGGGAGUUGGGGGCGGAGGAGGGAAACCAAUUGAUGAUGAAGAUCUGGAGGAUAUGGAGGAGAUAGAUCCUUCAUUCUGGUUGUUCCAUCAGAGUGAUACAAAGUCUGAAGAGGGAGAUAAGGAGGAGAAAAAGAAGCCUCAGGUGCAGGUUGUGGAGAGGCCGGAGGUAAGACAGUACUACGAGAAGGAACUGCAGUUCUUCAAGGUUGAGGACGAUCUGAAGGUGGAUCCUACAUACUCAGUCUCAGGAACCAAGAAGGUGGGUAAGAUGAAGAAGAAGAAGACUGGACCCGUGGUCACCCUCAAGUGUGAUGUUGAAGCGUGUGAGUACACCUGCUCCAGGUCGGAUAAACUCAGGUUCCAUAAGCGGAUUGUCCACGAGGGAUUGAGGUACAAAUGUGAUCUCUGUGACUAUUCCGGCACCCGGCCAGACAAACUGAAAAUGCACAAGAAGAGGAAACACGAAAAUCCGCAACCUAGGAAAGUGCGUACUGUCAAAUAUGUCAACGGACCAAAUAAAAAUUGCGAAAAAUGCGAUUAUGUCGCAGAUAAAGCUAGAAAUUUACGAGCGCACAUGAUUCGAAAUCACAGCGAUUCAGUGUUCCACUGUGAUCAAUGUGAUUAUGUUGCAACGUUUCAGUACAAUUUGAAGAAUCAUCAUGACAGGAUGCAUAGUGGGAAGGUUCUGCAGUGUGAGAAGUGUAGCUACUCUACCAGAGAUGCGAACAGAAUGAGAUAUCACGGUCAGAGUAAACACGAAGAACGGAAGUUUCCCUGUCAGUUCUGUGACUAUGUUGGAUCCGUUCUCAACGAACUGAAGAGACACAUGAGAAGAAAACAUGGCAACGACAAGUUUAAAUGCGACAUGUGUGACUAUGUGGGUAGACGAGUUGAUCACUUAAGAGAUCACAAGAAGAGAAUUCACGAGAACGCAAGGAAUGGCGUUAGUCCAGUUAAAGCACCCGUGUCUCAAGCAGCCAAACCGCAGGCCGAUCCUCCUAUUAUAGGUCCUGUACCAGGCCAAAACGAUCAGUUGAUCGACUACUCGAGAUCUCAUCAACCGCCGUUUGUUGAACAGAAACCGCCGUCUGAUCACAUACCGCCGAGUCAUUCUACCAUUGAUCCCAAACCUCUCAACUAUCCUAACUAUAUGCUAAGUGGACACCAUUUCCUUGUCGAUCAUUUGCCUAGAACUGAUCUUCGCAACGACAUGAUCCGAUAUGAACAUUUUCCGAUGCGAACGGAUCAUUUUGCCGGAACUCCGAUGUACCGCCCUGAGAGCUCGCAUCGGAACGACAUCACAGAGUCGGAUCUGAGAAACUUUUAUCUUCAACGUCCAGAUUUGCAUGUGCGUGCAAACAUCCCGGAUAAUUCGGUACCGAUCGAUCAUUCGAUGCCGCGUCCGGGCCCUGUCGAUCACUCAAUGUCGGUGAACGGUCCGAUUGAUCACUCGAUGCCAAGAAUAAACAAUGCUUCCUCAAGAAAUCAUACUCAACCUCGCCCUGACCUUCCCAUGGGCGGGCACCUCGGAUACCGGGGCGAUCUGACGAUCCCUAGACCGGACCUGAUGCAACCCCGCCUUGAUCAUCACAGGAUGGAUCAUAAGAUCGAUUACGGUCAGGCGGGUCAUCUAUCAAUACCUAGAACAGAUGAAUCACGACCCGAUAUGUCACAUCUAGAUCGGAUCUUCCACCAAGUGCAUUACAAUUAGAAGAUUUUCUUCCAGUAUUAAUCUUUAUGUACAUUUAUGUACAAGAGUUUUUAUGUACACUGUACAGUGUUUGAGAACUGUAAAUAUUGUUAUGUCUUGAAUUAUGUUAAAAACUUGAAAACUCUGACCGGAGUUUAUGAAUUCAUGAAUUUAUUUUUCAUGAAAGUUGACACAAUGUACAAAAAAUGUAAAUUGAUAUUAAAUGACGAAAUUAUUGGAAUAUGCUUCUGAAAACAGUGCAGAUCCAUUUCACAUAUUUAACAUAGAAACCCGUUUUUAUGCACUUAAUUGCCUUGCCGUAGAUACUUGAUACUGAACUUAAUCCCAGGUCUGAACCAGUUUUAAUUCUAAUCCUAGCUUUAUGUAAUAGAAGAUUAUGUAACUGAUCUUAGAAGAUGUGAACCUGACCUAUGCAUAUGUAAACUUGUUAAUGUAUCACCUGGGGAAACUAUUUUUCUAAAAAUGAGUUUUUAAAUAACAAAUUUUUUUUCACGUAACUAGCUUCAUUUAGUAAAAUAUGAACUAUGGAUGUAAAAUGAAAAAUAUUGUAGAACUGAGCCGCUUCACCUCAAUAUUGCUAAUUCACAGUAAUUCGGAUCAGACUACCUGACCUACCAAUUACCAUUAUCAAAUUUCGAAAAAACCGCCAGUUGAUGGAAGGAAAUCUUCCAAAUGUGAUCUUAACCUGCCAAUUAAUAGCAAGGAGGACCCCGGGUUAUAGAUAUUCGUCAAAAAAUGUAAGACCUUUUUUUCUCUCAUUGUCUGGACCCACACUUAUGACUAACGAUGAGCUAGAAGUAUUGUUUGCAAAUUCAUUAAUGAAUAUUUGACAACAACAAAAAAUUAUGAUUUAUUUUAACUCGCCAUUUGGGAGUGUUCAAUGGUUCUCUCUUAUUUAAUUUAUAUGAAAGAUAUUCUUUUCUAAAUAGUAAAUAUAUGCAUUACAAGUUU